GAUGAUUGCAAGGGAUUGCCACUGCACUUGUUAUCUGGCAGAAUCCCACCUCGGUCUCCGAAGCUGCGGAUUUCUGUUGUUUUUUUAAUUUUAACUUGAUUCUUUCUCCGGUUGUUGUAGCACAAACUCCGUCACCCUGAAGUAUCUAACCAUCCUGCUAGGGGCAGGGAUGCUUGCAUUUCUGGGUGCAGUGAUCUGCAUCAUUGCAAGCAUCGCCCCGGGUUCUCCGGGAGCUGUCCCUGGUGCUGAAAAUGAAGCCGGAGCGUUGCUGGCAACCCAGGGCGGUACCGGAGCUGUCCACGGUGCUGACACAGGUAGAGCCGGCAUUCCCGCACCUACCCCAAGCCAAGCCACUGCCAUUGAUCCUGGCGUUGGCAAAGCCUCUGUGAGCUCUGGGCUUGGAUAUGGCUCGGAUUCACUCAUUGGCACUGCCAGCCGCUUCCUCUGCCUGCCUUUGGCUCAGGAUUGUCCUUCCCCGUCGAUCCGAGAGGAUCUGCUACUGCUGAGGAGUACGGCGGACCAUCUGCGGCAGAUGGUCACCCAGCAGGAGAAGCAGAUCGCCAGCGACCAACAAACCAUCAGGGAACUGACCGGAAAACUCAACCAGUGUGAGAAUGGCCAGGAACUGAGCUUCUUUCAAAAUAAUCCCGAGGAAUACGCGUGGGACCUUGGGAAAAACAGCUUGGAAGAUGGGACUGAGGAAGCUGACCGGGCAGUGUUAGAUCUAGAGCAGACCAUCCACUCCCUGAAAGACACCAUUGAAAAUCUGGAGGGGGAGUUGCUGUCUCGGGGCAAUGCCUCCUCAACAAUGGUCUCUGGCGGGCCACAGGGCCACUUCUAUCUGAAGAUCCAGGAGCUGGAAGGCCAACUGCUUUCAAAACUCUCUGAACUUGAGAAAGAGCGUUCCUUUCUGCAGAACAAGAGUGACCGGCAGAGACAUCGACUGGAGGAACAGCUCCAAGCUCUUCACCAGCGCAUCGACAAUCUGGAGAAAGAAACUGCUACCUAUAAAUUGCAGGAAAGUUAUAAAAUCUCAUUGCCGGCGCGGACAAACUAUAUGUUCGCUCGGAUGAAGAGGAGCCUGCCAGAACUGUAUACCCUGACCAUCUGUGUGUGGCUGAAGUCUAAGGCCACUGUGGGGAUCGGAACCCCUUUCUCCUAUGCCGUCCCCGGACAAGCGAAUGAGAUCGUCUUACUUGAGUGGGGGAAGAAACCCAUUGAACUGCUGAUCAAUGACAAAGUGGCUCGGUUGCCAUUGAAGCUUAAUGAUGGAGAAUGGCAUCAUGUGUGCAUCACCUGGACGACCAGGGAUGGCGAGUGGGAGGCUUACCAGGAUGGUACAAGGCGGGGAUCAGGAGAUAACCUGGCACCUUGGCACCCGAUCAAACCAGGAGGGACUCUGGUCCUUGGGCAGGAGCAGGAUACAGCUGGGGGAAGAUAUGACGCGGCGCAAGCUUUUGUCGGGGAGCUGGCAGAGUUCAACGUCUGGGACCGGAUUCUGACAGCGGCCGAGAUCCAGAGCAUCGUCAACUGCUCCUCCGCUCCAGUGGGCAACGUCCUGUCAUGGGAGGGCAGUGGGCUCGAUCUGUUCGGGGGGGCAACAAAGUGGCCUUUCCAGAGGUGCAGCCAAAGUACUGUCUCCAGGGAGGACUAAUCCUUCGUCGCUUGGCUCUGCCUGCCCUUUACUGGGCUGGAUACGGCCAAGCCAGCUUCUGCACUCUUCACUAUGUCUCCAGUGUGGUUGGGGUGCCUCCAGGGGUGUGUGACCUACAAUGAGCGCAGGUGAAUGAGAGUCAGAUUUCUCCAAGGCCAACACUCCCACUGGAAGCCUCGCUCACCAGUCCAGACCUGCCCGUUAUCUGACCGCGGUUCCCAUUACCUGUUCCCAGCAGAUGAGGCAAUCGCUUGGAGUGUUGGAUUGGAAAAUGUACCCCUGCAGGCACUGGCCACGUACCAUGUACCAUUCCAGUGUACAUAGCUGUUCAUAUGUGGACCAAUGUGCUUGGGCAAAGGGGCAGGGGUCACGAGGCUUUCUCUGGUCGAUGUGUGGUUAUGUGUCCAGUGAGGCUGUAAAUAUGUUCGUUCUGAUAUUUAUGAUAUUUGAAUGAAUCUUUCUGUUUGUGUUUCUGACGUCACUAACUCACAGAGCCCAGAUCAAUAUUCUCACUGCUUCCCGUUCAACAGGAAGGUAUUUGUAAUCUCCAGGGGCUUGCUUUCUGCUUUUUGCCCUUCUGAGGUGCACAAGGUCCUCGAGCGUCAGAUUGACACCUGGGUCUCUGAUUGACCCUCCGUUCUCUAAUUAACCCACAUUUCUCCAAUGAUCCCUCAUCUAGGCCUCACUUAACCCUGGAGUUGAAUCUCUAUGCCUCGAAGGAUCGUCAAGUCCCCAAUGAUUCCCUCACUUGGGUCGCAGUCCUCUGAUCUCCAGUUGUCCCUUAACCUUGACCAGUUGACAAUUGAUUCUUCGAUUGCCUGUCCCAGUGAGUGCUUAAGCAGAAGGUUUCAUCCUGUGCUAACCAGUUAGAUGUCCAAAGGUAUAAAAUCUUGUAAAAUUAACCAAUUCUCUUUGGUUUGUACCUUUAAUUUUUCAGUGGGGUAUUGUGAUAGUUUUUAAAGCGGAAUUUGAUGUUAAAUGCAAGUUGUUUGGAACAUUAGAGAACAACAUUGCAGCCUAACCCCAUAACAUUGGCUCCAAGGGCAGCCCAGGUAUCAUAGAAACCUCUCAGGCAACAACCCAGUACUGAGACUAUCAACACAGAACCAGGGUGGUCACUAUCAGAGGAAAUAUAACUGGCUUCUUUCCAUCUGAAUUUUAAUUAACAUUUAUUAAUCUCAGUAUUGUCAAAGCUAAGUGGUUGCAAGUUUCUUGGAUAAAUUUGAUGUGAAAGAGUGCAGGUAUGGCAGAGACAUUUGCAGUCAGUUGCUCUGGCCCCAUGGAUAUUGUUCAACUAACUCUGACCAGCCUAGGCAAGGGUUUAUACAGAGAUGUAAACACCAGGCAGAUGGUCCCUCCACCAGGCUGAGGUGUAAAUGCACACCCACAUUGCUCAGAGCUACACCUGGGAUUAAGUAUUGUCCAUGCACAACCCUCAGUAUAAACUUUGGGACGUCAGCACCAACGUUGGUGCUGUCAAUAGAUGCAUACAAUGGACGGUCACCAAGUCUGGAUCACCUCAGGAAGGGUUUAUAUCACCUCCUGCAUCCUUAUUUGGCCGUCACUUUCUCCAGUAUGGACAUGAUGUCCAUAUGGCCUCUUUCUGUGCCAUAAACCCCAUCCCACCCAAUUUUUUUAACCAGCGCCACCUUCCCUUCAUCACCAACCUUUAGUAACUAAUCAACAGUAGAGUUUUCAAAGACAUGCUAUUUUUAUUGACUUUCCCUCUGAUUGUUCUCCUUGAUUGUUCUGUAACCAUUAGUGCCCGGGAACUUAGCCUUCAAUUCAUGGAGAUUCCAGGGGCAAUUUAGAAGAACGGACAGACCUCAGAGUGUUGCUACUCUAAUUUAUAAGAGGUGGGCCAAUGAGGCUUGCCUCAUAAUGGUGAAGUGACCAUCUGUUUACAAAUGUCACUGGGAACACUUACUAAAUGAUAUUUUAGUUUCUUCUUUCAUGUACAUGAACAUUGAAUUUUGACAUGUGUCCAUAGCAUGUGUUAACCUGUUAGUUGUUAAAUGUGACCUGAUGACUAUAAAGGAUACUAAGUCUAUCCUCUGCUCCAUGUGUGAGUAACGCUUCAGUUGUCUGUUUCCUUCAAUGGCUGAAUAUUGAUGGUCUGUCAAUCUCUUUCUAAAUGAUGACUAGUUAAUAUCUUUCGAUACCGUGUGGUAUUUGUGGUGCUUUAAUACAGAUUCUGUUACAUCGGAACCAUUAAACGGGCUACAGUUACACAA
Messenger RNA from Pristis pectinata (smalltooth sawfish), 3888 nucleotides. RefSeq names its product neuronal pentraxin-2-like. The transcript is spliced from 5 exons. The coding region runs from base 170 to 1654 and encodes 494 amino acids. Lineage: Eukaryota; Metazoa; Chordata; Chondrichthyes; Rhinopristiformes; Pristidae. The record is from RefSeq and is a predicted model, not a curated record.